GCGGGGGAGGGAGGAGGGAGGCGGCGGAGCAGCGCUGGCGGGGCCUGGCCGGGCCGGGUCGGCGCGUCUCCCUCUCGCCCCGCACCGGGGGCAGCCGGUGAGCCGGCCGCGGCGGCCGCAGGUGGAUGCCCGCGGCCCGGCAUGGAGCAGGCCUGCGAAGUGAGCCGCCGCAGCUGCCUCGUCCCCUUUGGCACCUCGCUGGCGACCGCCGAGGCCAAGGGCGGCCCCUUCGGCGAGGGCCGCGGCCCCGAGCCGCCCGCCAUGCAGCUGGCCGCCGCCAAGCCUGGCUACGGCCAGGACCCCUCGUCCUGCUACAUCCCGCUGCGCCGGCUGCAGGACCUGGCCUCCAUGAUCAACGCCGAGUACCUCGGCGGCGCCGCCGACGGCGCUGAGGCCCUGCCCGACCCCGGCUCGCCGGCCUCCCGCCUCCCCGCGCCGCAGGACCCGGCGGCCGACGGAGCCGGCCCGGCGGCCGAGGCGGCCCACGGGGCCCUGGGCUUCCCGCUGCUCCUGCGGGACGGCGAGGAGGUGGAAGAAGAGGAGGAGGAGGAGGAGGGCGCCGAGACGGCGGAGGAGGACGACGAGGAGGACGACGAUGACGAGGACGACGACGACGACGAGGAGGACGACGACGACGAGGACGACGACGAGGCAGCAGGGGAUGGGGAGGAGGAGGUGGCCGAGCCCGGCUCGCGGAGCCGUGGCCGCCCCGGGCCGCAGCAGGGCCCUGCCAGCCCACCGCGCCUGCAGCCGGCCGAACCGGGGCCGGACGGCUGUCCCGGGGAGAAGCCGGAGCCUUCCGCCAUCUCCGCGGCGGCGGCCCUGCAGCUCAUCCGAGCCAAGAAGAAACCUACUCCAGUGAAGUAUGAAGUUGGGGAUCUUGUUUGGGCCAAGUUCAACAGACGCCCAUGGUGGCCAUGCACAAUUUGUCAUGACCCAGUGCUCGACUGUCACUCAAAAAUGAAAGUUUCCAAUCGGCGACCGUACAGAGAGUACUAUGUGGAUGCCUUAGGAGAACCUUCAGAGAAGACCUGGGUUGCAGGGAAAGCGAUUGUCCUCUUUGAAGGAAGACAUCAGUUUGAAGAGCUGCCUGUUCUUCGGAGAAGAGGAAAGCAGAAGGAAAAAGGCUACAAACAUAAGGUUCCUCAGAGAUUUAUGGCUAAAUGGGAAGACAGUGUUGGACAGGCAGAAGACAUUCUUCUUGGCGGGCCAGAGGAUCAGAAGUGCAGCCAGAACUCCAGCGAGCUGGACAGUGAGAAGGAAAUGCAGCUGGAAUGUUAUACCAAUGGCCCUGGAGCAGAAAGGGACAGGCAGCUGAAUGGCUGUUUAAAAUCCUUGGCUUUUGACUCCAGACACCUGGCCAGUGAAAAAGGAAAAUUGCACAUUAAGCCACAUGUCAGAAAGAGCUCUGACAGCAGAAAAAGGACUAGAGUAAAAAAGAAUGGUGCAAGAGGGGAAGCUUCUAGGGGGGAAAUCAAAGAAAAAACACCAGAGAGCAUAGUUAGAAGCAUGAUGAUUGGGGACCUACCAGAAAAACAUGCAUCUCAUGAACUUCGCCGGAUUGCUAAUAGCCUGACAGCAUCCAGUAGCACCAGGGAAAACCACCAUUUGCUCUCCUCCUUUGGAGAAAGACAUUUUGAAAAGACAACUUUGAAACCAGGCUAUGAGAAUCGUAAAAGUGAUGCCCCGAAGAACACGCUCCAAGGGGAUUUGUUUUCCAGUGCAUCUUUGGAGAGAGAGAAGGGUUCCCUGGGCCUCAUGUGCAGUUCCAAGUUACAAAUACACUAUUCUGCAUCUGGUACUAGUAUUGAGAAAAAGCAAACUGAGUCGGAUUCAUCCUCUUCCCUCUCAGAUGGCGGGAACAGUGAUGUAGAUACCGUGGACCAAAGUUCAGAGAGAGCCUCUAGUGCUCUUGAAGUUAGUGAUUCUUCAGAUAAAGUGGAGAAAGAAUUUCCUAUGACGUCAAGUGGCAACAUUAAGUUUUCCAUGUACCUUUCUCAGAAGAGCAACAGAAGGGCCAGGAAGAAGUUGUACAGAGAUCGCAAAUCUCUGGGAAGUUCAGUAACCAGCAGACAUGAUGCUGACUUUGCAGAUGGGGAGCUUGAAAUAGGCUUCUCUGAUGCUGAGAUGUCCUUGACAGCUCUUGAGUGCUCUUCAGAUGUGAGAAAUGACAAUCUUUCCCUAGCAAACAAGCACACUACUACCCAAAGUGUUUCCAAGGACAGCUCCUGGCCUGCUGUUGCAAAUCAAGCAAUCUUGAAGCCGAAAAGUGUGAAAUUGCCCCAAAUCAGAAGUAUAAAAUGCAAACAUAAAGAAAAAGUUGCUGGGUUGGAGUCUUCUCUUGCAGAAGAGGAAGGUGGUGUGAAUCGCUGCUCUUCUGAUACCAAAGGUUUCUCUGGCCUCCAGAGAGAUUCUCUUCAGAGAAGUGGGAAGGCUGAUGGUCAGAAACUGUUAAACAACAUGCAUGAGAAAACCAGGGAUUCUUCUGAAAUAGAAACAGCUGUGGUGAAUCAUGUCUUGUCAGAGCUGAAGGAGCUCUCUUACCGGUCCAUGAAUGAUGAUGCUAAUGACUCUGGCACUCCCAAGACUACGGUGCCCUUACUUUUCUCUUCUGCCUCUGGUCAUGGUCGUUUGCCUAUCGAGCCAGAUUACAAAUUCAGCACCUUGUUAAUGAUGUUGAAGGAUAUGCAUGAUAGUAAGACGAAAGAGCAGCAACUGAUGACUGGUCAAAAUAUAGUUCCAUUUCGAAAUACCAGCACAGCUGAUGGCUCUGGAAGCAAUUCUGCGAGUAGUCUGAAGUCCUUGUCUAUUGUAGGUCCCCCAUAUAAAAUAGAAAAAAAUGGAGAUUGUGUCCAGGAAACAGUAAAUCCGAACUCGGCUAUAAGCAACUCCUCAUUUUCUCGCAAUCCUCCAACCAAGUUGACGGGGAUUGGUACUAGUAAAAGGGAGCCUGCGAGUGCUGCUGUUUCUGGGACAAAUGGCACAAAUUGCAUCUCCAAACGCAACUGUUCAAAAUCUAAGCAGUCAUCAAAGCUUGGAGAUAAAACAGUUUCAAACAGAAAGGACUUAAAACCAGGAGGGCCAAGUAAGUUGCUAAGUCUGUUAUCCAGAGAUUCAGGAGAACAUACAUUCCGUGUUCACGGUUCAGUUACCAGUCCUCUAGGUAAUGAAGCAGAAGAUACUGAGAGGAAAGAGUCUGUUGAUUUAACAGAACAUUCAACUGAUGAAGACUCUGCCUGUUUAUCUGAUGACAAUUUAGAUCGUAUUGGAAGGAGACCUGAAGCUGGUAGAAAUAUUGAGAGCUGCACUUCUGCUGAAAAUGGGGAGAGUCCAGACUUGGAUUCAGAGGCAAAUAGUGAGAGUUCUCUUGGUGAUGAGUCUAAUGAUAUAAAUCACGUAGCACCCAAAAAGCGAUGGCAGCGUUUUAACCAAAGCAGUGCUAGAUCUAAUAAGCACAUCAGUAGAUCUAGGGAACAAGGAAACUUGGAGAGUGCCUUUGGCCUGAAUUCUCGUGGCUUUUCACUGAAGGGAAAUGAGUGCUUGGGACGUAGGCAUUCCCCUCAUUCAAAGGUGCUUGAGGGAGACCUAACAGAUCAGGACUAUGAGAAUCAUUUAGACUUAGUUAAGAAACGUUUGAAUGUAUGUGGUAAGCCAAACAACAGUGUGAUGGACUCAGAAACAGAGCUUGGCAACUUUGCUCCCCAGUCUGAAUUCUCUGCACAAGUACAUUCAGAGAGGAAGCGCCUUAGGAAACCAAGUAAACGGCUUCUGGAAUAUGCAGAAGAAUAUGAUCACUUAUUUGCACCCAAGAAAAAAUCAAAGAAGGGCCAGGAGCAGUUGCAAAAGGUGAAUUCUGUGGUGAGGUCUGAAUUUGAAGGAGGUCUUCCUGCACAGUGCAGUCCUGACAGAGGUGCCCAGCAGGGACAGAGUCCUUUGGUUUUAACUUCAUCUUCAACCAAAGAGUCCCCUCCCAUCCUUGAAGCAGAGUGCUCCUUCUCAGAACUAGGAUCCCAUUCCACUGAUCCUAAUGAUCAACUUCUAGAAGGACCUUCAGAGUUUCCAGAACUGGUGCUGUCUUCCUCAGAUGUUUCUGAAGUUUCUGCUUCUCCAGAUGCAGACGAGAGAUUCCUGAAAUCAGGAAACUUCGAAAGGAAGCGUCAGCGGAAGCCCACUAAAAAGCUCUUGGAAUCCAAUGAUUUGGACACUGCCUUUAUGCCAAAGAAGGAAGAGUGGACUCCCCCAAAGAAGGUUACUGGCCCUUUGGAAACUGACAGCUCGGAGCUCUUCUCACCAGCCCACUUCCCAGACCUGGGAGAAGCUUCUGAAAAGCUCUUGGAGAAGCAGCGGAAGCGGAAGAGACAGCGCCAUGCCUCUACUGCAGCACAUUCCAAGAAGGAGAGAAAUGAGGAGGGGCUGGGGGAGACCCCACACUCUGAGGGGGAGACAUUGGUUCACAGGACUGCUGCAAGCCCUAAAGAGGGUAAUGAAGAGGGGUCAGAGAAUGACCAUGGAGUGCCUUCAUCCAAGAAGAUUCAGGGGGAGCGUGGAGGAGGAGCAGCUCUCAAGGAGAACGUGUGUCAGAUCUGCGAGAAGCCAGGGGAAUUGUUGCUGUGUGAGGCUCAGUGCUGUGGUGCUUUCCACCUGCAGUGCCUUGGGCUCUCCGAGAUGCCAAAGGGCAAAUUCAUCUGCAAUGAGUGUUCCACAGGGGUUCACACCUGCUUUGUGUGCAAGAGCUGUGGGGAAGAUGUCAAACGGUGCUUGCUGCCGCUCUGUGGGAAGUAUUACCACGAAGCCUGCAUCCAGAAGUACCCGCCCACAGUCAUGCAAAACAAGGGCUUCCGAUGCUCCCUGCACAUUUGCAUGACUUGCCACGCUGCUAACCCGGCAAACAUCUCUGCAUCUAAAGGUCGCUUGAUGCGCUGUGUACGGUGUCCUGUCGCCUACCACUCCAACGACUUCUGCCUCGCUGCUGGCUCCGUGGUCCUGGCUUCCAACAGCAUCAUCUGCCCCAACCACUUCACAGCUCGGAGGGGCUGCCGCAACCAUGAACACGUCAAUGUCAGCUGGUGCUUUGUCUGCUCAGAAGGGGGCAGCCUUUUAUGCUGCGAGUCGUGCCCGGCUGCGUUUCACCGGGAGUGUCUAAACAUUGAGAUGCCAGAGGGAAGCUGGUAUUGUAAUGAUUGCAAGGCAGGCAAAAAGCCACACUACAAGGAAGUAGUCUGGGUGAAAGUUGGGCGCUACAGGUGGUGGCCAGCUGAGAUUUGCCAUCCUAGGACAAUUCCUGUCAACAUCCAGAAAAUGAAACAUGACAUUGGUGAGUUCCCUGUGCUGUUCUUUGGCUCCAAGGAUUAUCUGUGGACCCACCAGGCCCGUGUGUUCCCUUACAUGGAAGGUGAUGUCAGCAGCAAAGACAAGAUGGGGAAGGGUGUGGAUGGCAUCUACAAGAAAGCUCUUCAGGAGGCUGCAGUAAGGUUUGAAGAGUUGAAGGCACAGAAGGAACUGAGACAGCUUCAGGAAGACAAAAAGAAUGACAAGAAACCUCCUCCCUACAAACACAUCAAGGUGAACCGGCCAGUGGGUAAGGUGCAGAUCUUCACUGCAGACCUGUCCGAGAUACCACGUUGCAACUGCAAACCAACAGAUGAAAACCCGUGUGGCCUGGACUCCGAGUGCAUCAACCGCAUGUUGCUCUACGAGUGCCACCCUCUGGUGUGCCCGGCCGGCGAGCGCUGCCAGAACCAGUGCUUCUCCAAGCGCCAGUAUCCCGAGGUACAGAUCUUCCGCACGCUGGCACGAGGCUGGGGCUUGCAAGCCAAGACAGACAUCAGGAAGGGUGAAUUUGUUAAUGAAUAUGUUGGGGAGCUAAUUGAUGAAGAGGAGUGCCGAGCCCGAAUCCGCUAUGCUCAGGAGCACGACAUCACCAAUUUCUACAUGUUGACACUGGAUAAGGACCGCAUCAUCGAUGCUGGGCCCAAGGGCAACUACGCUCGGUUCAUGAACCACUGCUGCCAGCCCAACUGUGAGACCCAGAAGUGGUGCGUGAACGGCGACACCCGCGUCGGGCUCUUCGCAAUUGUAAAUAUCAAAGCUGGGACUGAGCUGACUUUCAACUACAAUCUGGAGUGUUUGGGAAAUGGAAAGACUGUUUGUAAAUGUGGUGCCCCAAAUUGCAGUGGCUUCCUAGGAGUACGGCCAAAGAGUCAACCCCCCCUCACCGAGGAGAAGUCCAAGAAGCUGAAGAGGCGGCCACAGAUGAAGCGCCGGUCGCAGGCGGAGGUGAUGAAGGAGCGAGAGGAUGAGUGUUUCAGCUGUGGGGAUGGAGGGCAGCUGGUUUCUUGUAAGAAGCCAGGCUGCCCCAAGGUGUACCAUGCAGACUGCCUCAACCUGACCAAGAGACCUGCAGGAAAAUGGGAGUGCCCAUGGCAUCAGUGUGAUGUGUGUAGUAAGGAAGCAGCUUCCUUCUGUGAGAUGUGCCCCAGAUCCUUCUGCAAGCAGCACCGGGAAGGCAUGCUCUUCAUCUCCAAGCUGGAUGGACGCUUAUCCUGCACAGAACAUGAUCCCUGCGGGCCUAACCCUUUAGAGCCAGGAGAAAUCCGUGAGUAUGUGCCUCCCAUAGGAGCCCUGGGUAGCGAUGAUGACACCCAGCCACCAGAGCAGCCAGCUGCAGACACAGACCUGAGCAUUCAGCCUCUGGACAGCCUACCUCAGCCUGUGGCCCUCAAACUGGAGUCACCAGAAAAGCCCCCCACUACCCUAGCGCUGAGGCUGCCAUCAUCAGACAAGCCCCCUACCACCCUUGCCCUGAGGGUGCAGCCAUCAAACAAGCCCCCCACCACCUUGGCCCUCAGGCUGCCUUCACCAGACAAACCACCUGCAACCUUGGCACUGAGACUGCCACCAUCAAAUAAACCCCCCACCACUUUGUCACUGAGGCUGAAGCCAUCCAGCAAACCCCCCACCACCCUCUCACUCCGGCUGCAGCCUUCGGACAAACCUCCCACCACCCUCUCGCUCCGCCUGGAGCCAUCGGACAAGCCCCAAGCUGCCCUGUCCCUGAGGCUGCAGUCAGAGAAACAACCCAUCAUCGUCGCACUGAGGCCUCAGCAGCCCGACAAACCUCCCACCAAUGCGGUGCUGUGGCCACUGGACGAGUCCUCCGGUGACGCAUCACAGCCCGACCUGCCGAGCAAAUCUCCUCCAGGAACUCCACAGUCAUCAGAUGAGUCGCUUGUCCCUGCUGGUGCCCUGCAGCUCCAGCUGUCAGAUGAGCCUUCUGCCGCCCCUGGGGUUCUGGAGUUACUGGACAAGUCUCUCAUUGACACCAGGACCCAGCAGCCUGAGCUGCUGGAUGAGUUCUCCAUGAAAUGUCUGCAUCCUCCACUGUCGGACAGACUUCUCGCCACAGCAGGGACCCUGCAGUCCCAGCUGGUGGAUGAGUCUCCUGAGGACGAUCAGCCUGCGCUGUUGGACACACCUUCUCCCCAGAGCCCCCCACAGCUUCAGUCUGUGGAAAAGGCUCCCAGCUCCGUGGUGCCACAGGCCCCAGCAUUGGAGAUGUCUCCUGGCCCUGGGGUGCUGUGGCCUCUGCCCAUUGAAAAUGUCCCUGACUCCCCAGUCUCACGGAUCCUGUCCACGGAGAAGGCUCCUGGAUCCGCUGUGUCAUGGCUCCCAUAUUCAGAGAAGGCCCCUGGCUCUGGGGCACCCCAUCCCCUACCUCCGGAGAAGGCUCCUUCCUCGGGGAUGCCACGGAUCCUGCCUACAGAGAAGGCUCCCAGCUUAGGGGCACCGUGGGCUCUGCCUCCAGAGAAAGCCCCUGGCUCCCGGUCACCGCACAUCCUGCCCAUGGAGAAGGGUCUUGGCUCAGGAGCCCUGCGGAUCCCCCUUAUGCAGAAGUUGCUGCCCCCCGGGGUGCUGCGGCCCCUGCCUCCGGAGAAGGCUGCUGACCCUGGGGCCCUGCGGGUCCUGCCUGUGGAGAAGGCUCUGGGCUCUGGGGCCACCCGGCCUCAACUCUUGGAGAGGCCUCUCCCUCUGGCAGCCCCGUGGCCCCAGGCAUCGGACAAGCUGGCUGCUGCUGUGGCCCCUCGGCCCCAAGCCUUGGACAAGCCCCUGGCUGCAGCUGCUCCGCGGCUGUUGCUGUCGGAGAAGGCGCUGAGGCCCGUCGACCAGAACGCUCAGCCGAAGGAGAGAGGAGCCCCGGCCGUGGAGCUGAGUCCCCAGCAGAAAGAGAGGACCAUGUUAGCUGGUGAGCAAAUUUCUUGGUCUGCAGGGAAGGCGGUGACGCAUGUCGGACAGGUACCUUGGCCUAUGGAGAAACUGCAGAUGCACGAGCAAACCCACUGGCCCACUGCAAAGGCCCUGACACCUGCAGAGCAGCCUCCCCGGACAGCAGAGAAACUACCAGAGCCGACCCUUCAGCCUGGCUGGGAAGUGGCCUCAGCCCCCACGGAGCAAACCCCUUGGGCAUCAGAGAGAUUGUGUGCGUUUGAGCAGACCCCCCGGCCAGCCAGGGAAGCACCGGUGUCCACGGAGAGGAUGCAGUGGAUUGUCACGAACAUUCAGACAAUUGACCCGAUUUCUUGGCUGAGUGGAAAAGCACAGACUCCUCAGGGGCAGGACCCUUUGCCUGAACAAAACGCAGUGCUAGCCCGUAACCAGGAUUCUGUCUGUCGUGAGUUGGCCGACUCAGAGCCAAAGUGAGGUUGGUGCAUAUGGGAGGCAGGUUUCAGUCUUUUAAUGUUUAGGGAGGGGGAAUCUUUAUUUUUUGUUUUCUUUUUUUUUUAAUUCACUUCCCUGAGCCCAGCCCCUAACCCAUGCACAACCCAUCCAUAUUCUCUCGUGAACGAGCGAGGACAUUCACUUAAAUCUGAGUGUGGCCCAGUCGAAGGGAGAGAGCAUCUGUGACCUUUUCCUCUUCCUUAUACAGAUGGUAAAGCUGAAAUAAAGAAUCCACUCUGGGUAAAAAUCUCCAAUUCCAUUGAAAUGGUCACAUUACCGAUCCAGCAUGUUUGAGCUCCAGGUCUCACUAGUAGGCAGGUUCCCAGGGGCAGCUAGAGGUCUCGCUCUUCCUACUGUAUUUAGAGGGAGCAGAUCAGUCGGGCUGCCCUGGGACUGGAGGUGUUCCUGGGAUCAGGCGGUGAGCGGUCAGGUGUACGCCCUUGCAGGGCUCUUUGGAAGCAGGGAAGGGGUUUACCUGUCACCUGCCCAGGUCUCUGUGCCUGCAGGGUGUUGCUUUGCCAGAUUUGUCCGUGCAUUUGCUGGGACGUGCUGUGUGUGUGGUUCAUGGAAGAACAGGUAUCGUCUCCAGCUGAGCUGUGAGAGGAGCCCCCUGCACUCGCUCAGUGCAGUUUUCUCCAGCAAUAGGUAAUACCCAUUCAGGCUCCUGUGUACAAGGCUGCGAAUGGCCAGGCCUGAGAAACGGGGAAUCUGAAGGAGGUCAGGAAAAAAAGAGAACUUGGAAGAAGCCAUCUGGCUUGUUUUUCAUUCUUGUGUCUUAAUCCUGUAGCACAGGACACGCAGAGUGUUUCCUGCACUUGAAAACAUUGUGACCUAUAAAGCAGCAAUAGCAGAGUAAGGCAGAGUGGAUUUCCCCAAGGUGCUGAGCACCACCCUGGCAGGGUGGUGCUCCCUUUCAAAUUUCCAUCCAGUCUCUUCUUCUGUCGUCACCAUGAGCCAGUAGACUGAGCAGUCUUUUCUCCCCUUGCCUCAGACGUGUUCAGGAUGUGUUCGCAUCAUGCCUGGUCUUCCCAGCAGCGGGACGAGCUGCGAGUGACGCCGGUACCAUUGGCAGCGUGGAGGCAAGGGUGUCGUAGCUGUAUCGGGACCCACCACAACACCUUCCCCUCGGGUAGCUUCUGGCUUAACUCUUCUACAACCAAAGGAGACUUGAAUUAACUGGACUGUGUUGGUGUGCAUGUGUGUGUGCGCGCGCGUGUGUCCUUCCAACUGAAUAGUAGUUCUCACACUGGAACACGGUGGGCUCCAGCAGCUGGCUGGCUUUUUUUCCCCUUCUGCUCUCUUUUAUGGUUAAGGAGAUGUUUAGUACCUGGUGGUCAUCAGGCUGGUGUCCAGAUUGUUGGAAGGCCUGUUGGAAGUUGUUUACUCAAGUGUUGAGGCAGAAGUUUGCUUGGCCGUGAUAUUCCUGAGGCAAACAGUAGAUUCCUGGGGACCUGCGGAGUGGCAUCUCGUGUACACUGGUACCCUUGCAGGCAGGAGAAGGAGGAUGAGUGUCUCUGGAUGGCACUGCCUGGGCUGGAUGGGGUCGGUGUCCUGCCAAGGAAAGCACUGCUGACCAGCACACUCUCCCACUCUCACAACGCAUUACCUCUGUGGUUUGCCUAAGCUCUGCUGAUCCAGGUGCCGCAGCCUUGAAUCUCCAUGCCUGCCACCAGACCCUUGCACAGUUCCAGUGUAUCCUUCUCCUUCCAGGCAGAUCUGUGGGUCCCUCCCUGGAAAGGGAGUGUUCAGCUCCAGGCUGACCCUCUCCCUCCAACAUGGGAGCAGGUCAUUGUGCCCACCAGCUUGCAAGUGCCUGCUGCUCCCAAAGCAGACAGUCAUGAGCUUUGCAGUUUUCUAUGAAGGGAGGCAGACACAUGUACUGAAACUAACCCCAAUCCAUUCUCCUUUCCCCAUGGAUGAUGCACCUCAACACCACAUCCUGCUGUAAGGGCUGGGUGUGCGGGGCACAAGGAGACGUUACCAGUGCUGUGGUGCAUCUCUUGCCUAGUCCGAAUCAUUUCAGAUCCUAUGUAGAAUAGCUAGUGACUUCAAAAAGCUUUAUGGCUUAUGGAAACUUACUCUUUAAUGUGUUGUGUCUUUUUUUUUCCGGGAAGACUGGCAGGUCAGUUCCUGCUUGCUGCUGAAACUAGGAAAUGCAAGCAGCUUGUGUUUCUGCGUGACUCCUGCACAAAGGGAAUCAGGACAACUCCUCAGAGCCAUUGAGAGAGAAGAUAAUUUAAGGGCAUUCAUUAACUUUUAAAAACUAAAUAAAGAAAAAUGGUAAUGAGGUUCAGUAUAUUAAGUAUUUAUCAAGUGUGAGAAGGAAAAAAAAAUAUAAAAUCGUGAAUUUACAUUUAUAGGCCUUCCCAUGAGCUGGACUUAGUCAUGUAGAUUGUGUAAGUAGGGUUACCUCCGUGCCAGCCACCCAGCCAGCUACAUCUGUAACCAGAAAGGUAUCUGCACUGCUCUGUCCACCUCCGCUUCGCAUUGUCACGUGUUAACUAGUUACGUGUUUCAUGAAAAAUAAACUGUGAAUAUUUUUGGUGCAGGCUUUUUUAAAUCUGUAAAAUGGAGAAGUUCUCAAUGAAUUCUCGCAAGUGCAGGUUUGGAAAGAAAAAAUAUCACUCCUAAAUCGUGUGCUCGAGUAGUAAGGUGAGGUUUGUGGCAGCAGCCUUUUGUGCAGCAGGCUUUCAGCCAAAAGCUUGUUUUGAACAGUGAAUGUGGAUUGAAGCAUUGCAUGGCAUUUCAAACCCACAGCCUUACUCCUUGCAUCUGACCAUACCCCACCUCUCUUCUUUUGUCUCCCCUCAUGCCUUUUUCAUGAGGAUCCAGGGUUUCUGGUUUGCUGCCUUCCAGCUAUGUGCUAGGAAGUUGACUUCAGCCUAGCAGAAGCAGCGCUGCUCUUCCCUCCUUGGGCUCUUGGUCUGUGCUCUGUCAGACCAGGAGGGCUUUUCAGAAAUGUGUGGGGCUUGCAGAGGGAGUCGUGGUGCUGUUAGAAAUGGGUGGCUGUGCUGAGUCACCUCAGUAAGGCAGGCAGGGCCUGACCAGGGCCUGAGCAGGUGUGGAGAUGGGUCCUGGCAGCCCUGCCCAGCCUGCCUUCAUCAGUGGUGAGUGGGAAACAGCUCUGGGCUACACAUCCCUUACGAAGGAAAUAGGGACUUAUUCAGCACUUGAGGAGUCUGUGGCUGUUAUUGGCACCUGGUAGCACUGCCUUGGAGGAGGAGAGGAAGGUGUCUGUACUGAUGUUGUUGGGUUAAUUUUCUGCAGUCCAUUGCUGCCUAUAGACCAGACAGUUUGAAUCACUUGGGUUUUUAAGUGAUGGGUAAUACAUAGCCCAGCAGACUGCUCCUGCAGGAGAGACUGCUGCAGCUCUACUCCUGCCUUCCCAAGCCCCUGUGCUGGGCUGGAUGGAGCAAGGCCAGCUCUGCUGUGGCUGAGGCCACACUGCUUUUUCACUGUGUUGAAGGGAUCUGAUCACCUGGCCACUGCCUGUCUUGAGUCAGGCAUAAUUGUAUCCAAGGUGGGUAAGUGGUGACUCUUGUGUUGAUUCACUGCUGUGGAGAGUUGUAGAAGCAGAAUCAAUGGUAUAAUUAUUUCUGCUCAGAGCUGUGUCCCCUUUCCUGCUGUCCCAGGGAGGCUCUCAAGAACCUCCCACAGUCAUGAGCCCAUUCCCAUUUGUAGGAGUGUCUCACCCUUCCCAUUCUGGAGGAGAUGAAGGAUUUGUUCCCAUACAGAUGCUUUGCUGGUCAACAUCCUUGCUGUUAGGAAUAGUCUGGCUGCCCUGCUCAGAGCUGAAAUCACUGGCUGUGGCCUCUGUCUCACAGCAUGACCCACUUCAGUGGUAGGUUUCCAUGGUGGGCAGGAGAUUCCCAGUUGACCUCUGGUGACAGAGGAGCUCUGAUGAGGGGUGACCGCAUGGCUGGGGACUUGGUCUGCCUGCGCAGGCAGGGGAGGAGCCACUGCAGGAGGUGUGAGCAGCAGGGGAGCAGGCACUGACUGUCACCCCGCGUGUCUUGUCCCAUUGCACCAUCUUGCUGGGCUUGCACCUGCUGUCAGCCCGGGCUCUGGUGAAUCUAGCAGAAAAGUGACCACUGUAAGAGAGAAUCCCCCACAGCACACAUUUAGAUACUGACUAGCCCGCGGUAGCUUGCUUUAUUGCUGUUCUCGAGUUAAAACUUUCCCUAUUUAACAAAAAAACCCACCAGAACCAGAUUCACUUCCAUGCACGAAGUAUCCAGGUGACACUGGGAGCACACCUUGGGAUACAGGGUUGAACCCCCCCGCAGGCACAGGCUUGGCUUUGAAGGUGUGGCUGUUGUUAAAAGUUCAGGAGAUAAGAGAUGAUUGAAUCAAAUGGUCGGGAACGAAGGUGAGACAGCACGGAUCGAGGUGCUAGACCAGCUUCAGCUCCGUUUCACAGAAAUAAAAAAGGACAGGCAGCCCUAACCCUGAUGCAUCUUGGCAGCAGCUUAACCUGAGCGCGCUGUGAACGUGCACUGCUCCUGCCUGGGCACUCCACUUAGUGUUGUGACAGGGCAGGGGGAGUUUGUUGGAGAAACCUCAGACCUUCAACACCUUCCUUUUAUUUUUAAUUUCAGCCUUAACUUCUGAUUUUGCUUGAUGUUUGGAAUAACCGUAAUUGUAACCUGCUUGUAACGUGCUUUGCCCUAAAUUACCGAUGAGGCUUUUAGCCUUUGCCAGCCAGUGAGUGUUAAAGCAAAGUAGCAAAUUGUGCAGCUUCUCUCAGAGUACAGGGGUCCGGUGAGGGCUCACUCCGUGUUUAAUUGCCCGGGCUUUGUCUGAGCUAAUGACUCCCCUGUGAUGGUGAUAACGUCAAUGGCAGCGUUUGCAGCCAGGCUGAGCCUCCUGCAGCAGCACAGCCAGGAUGAUGUGUGCUCGGGGCUCCCAGGGCCUGGGAGAUGGGAUGCAGGAGCCUGGGGGCCGCUCCGGCGCUUGCCUGGCUUCAGCUGGAGUCUCGCCUGCGGGCAAGCGGUGCCCUUGCUUAGCAGGAGGUGGGAAAAGGCAAGAUUUCUGCUCCAGGUCCUCUAAAAAGCGAUCUAAGCCAAGUGGUGCAGGGGGGCAGCAUACGUGAGCUUGGGCUAGAUUAGUGGCAGUGUGGGACAGUCCCUACAGCACUGAAUCUACCUCCUAGGGAAAUCUGAGAAAUGGGUGUUGCUACGUCCUAUUUCAAGGUAAAGUUUUAAUCAGUUUGCCCUUGGCAAAGCACUUGGGCUAUUGUGGUGCUAUUGUAAACCGUCUGGCAGCUUAGCACAGUAGGGCUGGACUCACGGCUCGUAGCCCGCGGGCUGGAGGUUUCCUUGCUGGCUGAACCCCAUCCCCUGAUAGCUGGGGCUGGGCUUCGGCGUGUGUGAUGGGAACAGAGCGAGGCGUGACUCGGUUCCUUCGGUUUUUGGUGGUUUUGAGACUCAAGCCAGCGUGCCAGUGGGCCCCGUGGGCAUAGGGAGCCAGUGCAGCCAUGUGAAGCAAGACCGGCGUCUGCUAACUGCAUGUUCUUUGUGUCCGUUUGGUACUGAGCUGGUUUCAGUUUUGGUUUUUUUUUUGUGUUUUGUUCUCCCCUCACCCCUCCUUCCCCCACCCCCAUAUUUCCGAGAUGUUGACUUCAAGGAACUGGGUUUUGUGUAUUUUUUUUUUAGACACUGGGAACUUGUUAAAAGGAAAAGCAGCAGCCCCGGGAGGCUCAAGGUGGAGCGUGGCUGUAGCCAAGGGUGGCCCUAGCUGACACGGGUGGGAGGUCGGAUGUGUUGGCAGCAGCUGAUUUGGGCGGGCAGGGAGUGGGACAGAGAGCUGCUCUCCCUGCCAUGGCAGGAAAAGCCUUUCAGCAGCCGUGCUCACAGCCCUGCUUUACUGCAGUUCACCUGUGCUCACUGCCCCACCAGCCUGCCUGCCCCUGAGACACCAAAAGUGUCCAAUAGCACGUCUGGCUUUGAAUGUCCCCUGCCACCCUCUGGUGCCCUGUGCUCUUGGCUGGAGGUCCUGGGGAGGGUGGCCCUGGCUGCCUGUUCCCCCUGCCUCACUGCCUGGGGAGGGGGCACACGGGGGGGCCACCUGUGCUCAAGCAGCAGCAUAAGUUGUGCUGAAGCCAUGAGUGGGAAGUUUGGUUGGAGAGGAGGGGGAGCCUUGGUGUGAGCAGCCCUGUGCUGCGUUCCUCCCCCACCAAGGUCUGCAGCCCAUGGGGUGGUGGUGGAGUCCCCUGGGGGGAGACACGGCAGGAGUUGGAGUGUCCAGCCCAGGCUGGGGCCAGCCAGAGCUGUGGGCACAUGCUGGGGCUGGGGGACGUGUGUGUGGGUGCUCAGCCCUGGCCAGGACUUGUCAGUUCUCAGCAGGGAUGCCAGAGCGGGUGAGAGAAACUUACAUAUUUCCAGCAUGUAUAUUAUUUUUAGAAGAGGGAGAGGGGAGAGUCUUGGACCAUUGAUUACUUUCAUUUUGCUCCCCUUAGACUGUUGGCUGUGUAUGUGAAACUUAUAAUGAAAAGAGGGUUGCCCCGCCCAGGUGCUCCCAGAACAUGUACUGUAAUUCUUUGUAUAUAGAAGAAAAAUUACUGUAAAGUAAAGUUUAACUUUACUCUCGA
This is a messenger RNA of Apus apus (common swift), 15304 nucleotides long. It is a transcript of the gene NSD1, whose product is annotated as nuclear receptor binding SET domain protein 1. Gene Ontology annotation, biological process: regulation of DNA-templated transcription. Gene Ontology annotation, cellular component: nucleus; chromatin. Gene Ontology annotation, molecular function: histone H3K36 methyltransferase activity; protein binding. Bases 142 to 8697 code for a protein of 2851 amino acids. The record is from RefSeq and is a predicted model, not a curated record. The transcript is spliced from 23 exons. NCBI's taxonomy places the organism in Eukaryota, Metazoa, Chordata, Aves, Apodiformes, Apodidae.